UUAAACUUUCAGCGUACCACCCCACACGAGUCAUCCAGACAUUGGCACGACAGUUUCUCUCUUUAGCGCACGAAAUUAUCGCGUCAUUUUCUUUCACUUUUUAAGUGGUCGCGUCACAGGAGUAUAUAAGUGAAGUGAUUAUCCAUAUGCCGCAUUACUUGGGCCUCAACUAGCAAUAACUGCACGAGCAAUUACAGGAGUACUGAUCAAAGAAGCUGACGGGACUCGAGUCUUACAUGAGCGUUAUGUGCCUCGUAUGGAGAUACAGAUUAGUCGUUUCCAUCAUUCUGGUUGUCGUGCUCUGUGAUGUUUACGCAUCAGACGCACAACCAAUUGGAAAAGUUUAUCCACGCGGAAAUCACUGGGCUGUUGGGCACUUAAUGGGCAAGAAAAGCACAGAUGAGGAGGUCAGACCUGAGGAUCCAGAAGGCGACGACGAGACCUCUAUGACGACUCUAGAUCAGGAUCUGCAGCUGGAAAGAUACAACAAACAUCUGCUGCUGCCAUUCCUGCAUGCACUCGUGAAAGGACGGAUGGCACCGGAGAGCAUGCCGGAGGGCACAGAGGAGAUCGAAGCUCUUAAACUGCUCCAGCGCUUGCUGGAAAAGAGACGUCAGUGGGAGGAAGGUCAUAAGGGAGACAGACGAGUCAGCCUGGCUGAGGACAUCUUGUUACGGAUUUUACUAAUGCAGGAUGACAAUGAAAGCUGAGGACCAACUGGACAAAAGACUGGUUUGAAGUUCACUUGACAACUGGCUUGAUCGAAUACAAAUCUAAUUUAUUCAGAAGCAUAUAAAUAAGCAUGUUAUAUUUUUGUAUGUCAAUAUCUCUACAAAGAAACACUGAGUGUCAUCAUUCUGUACAUUUUAUGGUAUUGUUUUUUAAAUGAAUUAAUUUUCUUGAUAACGGACACCAUAGUAACCAUUGUAGCCACAGUUCAAUUGAUUAAUAUGUAAUAAACUUUAAGUUGUUGGGCUA
Labeo rohita (rohu) is the source of this 978-nucleotide messenger RNA. It is a transcript of the gene grp, whose product is annotated as gastrin-releasing peptide. The transcript is spliced from 3 exons. The record is from RefSeq and is a predicted model, not a curated record. Lineage: Eukaryota; Metazoa; Chordata; Actinopteri; Cypriniformes; Cyprinidae. Bases 237 to 710 code for a protein of 157 amino acids. Gene Ontology annotation, molecular function: neuropeptide hormone activity. Gene Ontology annotation, biological process: neuropeptide signaling pathway.